CCCUUUUGAGAAUUUUCUUCUGACUUCAUCUCUUCCUGUGUGGCCCCUGGGCUGAACAGGGACUUGGUAGUUCUUGGGACAUUCUAAGACAUCCCUCUCUGCAAAGGGUCCCCCAGAAAGAGAACAGCUAAGGUACCAUCAGCCUGCAGUUUCCUCCACAUAUGAGCAAAGCCUGUGCAUAAGACUGACAGGUGCUUAGGUCAGAAGCCAGCCAAAGGGGUUCAAAUCCAGGCCAUAGAUUUUGGCCAAUAACAGGAGCUCCUUUAAAAAACAACAACAACAACAAAAACAAUAUAUAUUCUGGGACAGACAUAUCACUAGGGGUUUCCUCCGUAUUUUUAAAUCGAAUCUCCCUCCUUCCCCCAUGUUUAACCCUUAUUUCACAAAAGAGGAGUCUGAGGCUCCCAGUUCGGAGGCAACCAGAGUAAAGACUGCAAGUCAUAAGGAGCCUGGGACUUGAACCCACCUAGGCCCCAGAUUCUGUGGUUGCCUAGGAGCUGAAGAGGGAGGAGCUGCCAGAUCAGAGGGAGGGGAAAGAGAGAAGGCGAGCUCCCAGCAGCGCUCGCUGACGACAGCAGGUGAUUUUUUUUCCUGCAGCGCUCUUUCUCUCAGCAUCUUUCCUGGAUUUUUCCCCCCUCUGCUGAACGGCAGAAAAGGGUGGGGCCGCUUCCCUGCAGCAGAGACGGCAGCGGCGGCGACGGCGGCGGCUGCAGCAUCCUUGGGAGAGGCGGCAGCGGCAGCAAUGCUCGGUCUCCUCGAGUGGUGAUCGCCUCCGAGCCCUGCUAGGUGGCUAGCUGAGACUGGACGCCGGCGGGGAGAAGAGAGAGCUUUGUCCGCGACCCUGAAACCGCACUGCCCGGCCCUUCCUCUGCGCCAUGGCUUAAGCCUGCAGCCACCUCGCUUCGCGUCGCCUCGCUUUGCCGGGGUCUGCGCGCCGCCGCAGCCGCAGGGAGGGGCGCGUCCCAGACGCCCUCGCCCGGCGACCCGGGUCGCCGUGUCUCCCGCUGCGGUGCCCGCAGCAGAACGCGCUCCCGAGACCUGUGCGGCGGCUCCAGGAGGCGUUUAUAGCAAGGUAUCGAAGGACUUUACCGACUUUUAUCUCAGUGAUAGCUCUGCCAGCCCGACAUUCCCGGGUGCUCUCUGAGACAGGAGGGAGCAGUAGCUCAGGCCACCAAGGAAAACAAGGUGGGAACCAGACUGGCCUGUCGAGGGGACUGAGGAAGAUUAGGGACUUGCUUUAGAAUCCAGCAAGAAGGAGGGCGAGCUCUGCAGCGAGCACCAUGGCGUGGCCGUGCAUCACGCGCGCCUGCUGCAUCGCCCGCUUCUGGAACCAGCUGGACAAGGCGGAUAUCGCCGUGCCGCUGGUUUUCACCAAGUACUCGGAGGCCACCGAGCACCCGGGUGCCCCGCCGUCGCACCAGCAGCCGGCGCCCGCGCCCCCCUCGGCGCGCACGGUCGCCAUAGAAACACAGCCGGCCCAGGGCGACGGGGAUGCGGUUGCCCGGGCAACAGGGCCGGCGCCGGGGCCUAGCGGAGAACGAGAGGCUGGGGCCUCCUCUGGCCGGAGCGGACCCGGCCCAACCUCUGGCUCCGGCUCCACCUCCAGCGUGGGUCCCGCGGACUCGGUGAUGCGGCAGGACUACCGCGCCUGGAAGGUGCAGCGGCCCGAGCCGAGCUGCCGGCCGCGCAGCGAAUACCAGCCUUCGGACGCGCCCUUUGAGCGCGAGACCCAAUACCAGAAGGACUUCCGCGCCUGGCCGCUGCCGCGCCGCGGGGACCACCCGUGGAUCCCCAAGCCCGUGCAGAUCGCCACUUCUUCCCUGGCGGCAGCGCCUGCGCUCCGUGCCCCUCAGCGCCGACCGCAGAGCCAGGAGCGCUGGCCUGUGCCAGCAGCCGAAGCCUCAGAGCAGGAGGCAGCCCCUGGCGGAGCAGGUGUCCUUGCGGCUGGAAAAGCGUCCGGAGCAGAUGAACGCGACACACGCAAGAAACCUGGGCCCGCCUGGAUGGUGCGGCGCGCCGAGGUGUCGCAGAGCCAGGAGCGCUGGCUGGUGCAGGCCGCCGAAGCCCCGGAGCAGGAGGCGGCCCCUACCGGAGCAGGUGUCCUUGCGGCUGGAAAAGCGUCCGGCGCAGAUGAACGUGACACUCGCAAGAAACCCGGGCCCUCCUGGAUGGUGCGGCGCACCGAGGUGCCUCAGAGCCAGGAGCACUGGCUGGGGCUGGCCGCUGAAGCCCCGGAGCAGGAGGCGGCCCCUGGCGGAACAGGUGUCCUUGCGGCUGGAAAAGCGUCCGGUGCAGAUGAGCGCGACAUUCGCAAGAAACCCGGGCCCGCCUGGAUGGUGCGGCGCGCCGAGGUGUCGCAGAGCCAGGAGCGCUGGCUGGUGCAGGCCGCCGAGGCCCCGGAGCAGGAGGCGGCCCCUACCGGAGCAGGUGUUCCUGCGGCUGGAAAAGCGUCCGGUGCCGAUGAGCGUGACACUCGCAAGAAGCCCGGGCCCGCCUGGAUGGUGCGGCGCGCCGAGGCGCUGGGGCAGGAGCAGACGCCGCUGCCUGUGGCCCAGGACCAGGUCCAGGCCACUGGCCCCGAGGCGGGCAGAGGGCGUGCGGCGGCCGACGCGCUCAACAGGCAAAUCCGCGAGGAGGUGGCGAGUACAGUGAGCAGCUCCUACAGGAAUGAAUUCAGAGCAUGGACGGACAUCAAGCCUGUGAAACCCAUAAAAGCCAAGCCCCAGUACAAGCCCCCAGAUGAUAAGAUGGCUCAUGAGACCAGCUACAGUGCCCAGUUCAAAGGGGAGGCCAAUAAGCCAACCCCAGCUGACAAUAAGGUCAUUGAUCGCAGAAGAAUACGCAGCCUCUACAGCGAGCCCUUCAAGGAACCUCCAAAGGUGGAGAAACCUAGUCUCCAGAGUUCCAAAGCAAAAAAGACCUCAGUGAGCCAUAAGCCCCCGAGGAAGGCCAAAGACAAGCAGGGGGCAUCGGGCCGGGCAUCCAAGAAGAAGAGCGCGGAGGGUGCGCGCACCGCCCCGCCCACCGCCGACAAGGAGCAGAGCGCAGAGAUGAACAAUAAGCUGGCUGAGGCUAAAGAGAGCCAGGUCGAACCCACCAGGGAUUCACCUAAGAAUCAAGGUCCUGUAGCCACAGAACCAGACAAGGAUCAAGGUCCAGUGGGCCCGGGGCCUCUGAAAGAUCAAGGUCCUGGGAUCCAAGAGCCUUCAAAGGGUCAAGGCCCCACAGUCCCAGAGCCUCUGAAGGAUCAAGCUCCUGUGGUCCCGGAGCCUCUGAAGGAUCUAGGUCCCAUACUCCCUGCAUCAAUUAAGGAUCAAGAUCAUACUGUCCCUGAGCCUUUAAAGAAAGAAGGUUCUGUGAUCCCAGCAUCAGUCAAGGACCAAGAUUCCCUGGCCCCCAUGCCUCUAAAGAAUCAAAGUCCUAUGGUUCCAGCAAGAAUUAAAGAUGAAGGUUCCAUGGUACCAGAGCUUCUGAAGGAUCAAGGCCCCACGGCCUCUGCACCUGUCAAGGACCAAGGUCCCAUGGUCCCAGCACCUGUCAAGGACCAAGGCCCCACGGUCCCUGAGCCUGUGGAUCAAGGCCCCAUGGUCCCAGCACCUGUCAAGGACCAAGGCCCCAUGGUCCCUGAGCCUGUGGAUCAAGGCCCCAUGGUCUCAGCACCUAUCAAGGACCAAGGCCCCACGGUCCCUGAGCCUGUGGAUCAAGGCCCCAUGGUCCCAGCACCUGUCAAGGACCAAGGCCCCACGGUCCCUGAGCCUGUGGAUCAAGGCCCCAUGGUCCCAGCACCUGUCAAGGACCAAGGCCCCACGGUCCCUGAGCCUGUGGAUCAAGGCCCCAUGGUCCCAGCGCCUGUCAAGGACCAAGGCCCCACGGUCCCUGAGCCUGUGGAUCAAGGCCCCAUGGUCCCAGCGCCUGUCAAGGACCAAGGCCCCACGGUCCCUGAGCCUGUGGAUCAAGGCCCCAUGGUCCCAGCACCUGUCAAGGACCAAGGCCCCACGGUCCCUGAGCCUGUGGAUCAAGGCCCCAUGGUCCCAGCGCCUGUCAAGGACCAAGGCCCCACGGUCCCUGAGCCUGUGGAUCAAGGCCCCAUGGUCCCAGCACCUGUCAAGGACCAAGGCCCCAUGGUCCCUGAGCCUGUAGAUCAAGGCCCCAUGGUCCCAGCACCUGUCAAGGACCAAGGCCCCAUGGUCCCUGAGCCUGUGGAUCAAGGCCCCAUGGUCCCAGCGCCUAUCAAGGACCAAGGCCCCACGGUCCCUGAGCCUGUGGAUCAAGGCCCCAUGGUCCCAGCACCUGUCAAAGACCAAGGCCCCAUGGUCCUAGCACCUGUCAAGGACAAAGGUCCUAUGGUCCCAGAGCAACUGAAGGAUCCAAAUGCCAUGGUCAUAGAACCUGUGAAGAAGGAAGGUUCUGUGCUCUCUGAGUCUGUAGAGAAACAAGGGUUAGUGGUCCCACAGCUGGUCAAAGAUCAAGGGAAAGGGGUCUCAGAACUUCUGAAGGAUCAUGAGUCUGUGAUUGCAGCGCCUGUCAAGGAUCAACGCCCCAUGGUCCUGGAGCCUGUCAAGAGUCAAGUUCCUAUAAUCCCGGUGCCUCUGAAAGAUCAAGAUCCUCAGGUGCCACCACCAGCAAAGGACCAAGAUCCUGUGGUUCCUAAGCCUCUGAAGACUCAAGGUCUCAGGAGCCCUCAGCUGCCCACGGUCCCACCACCACCUCCAGUCAUGAUCCCAACUGUUCCCCAUGCAGAAUAUGUCGAUGGUUCCCCUUGACACUCACCCCUUGACAUACCAAAGAAGGAGCUGGAGGUGAAAGUGCUCCCUCUCAGGGGCAGCGAAGACACUUAUUUAAUCUGCAUGAAACACGUAUUGUAUAGUCUUGCUGGAAUCUAAUAAAACUGGUCCCUCUGGCUCA
Messenger RNA from Bubalus bubalis (water buffalo), 4905 nucleotides. RefSeq names its product microtubule associated protein 6 (gene MAP6). The coding region runs from base 1281 to 4763 and encodes 1160 amino acids. Gene Ontology annotation, biological process: regulation of microtubule cytoskeleton organization; microtubule cytoskeleton organization; cytoskeleton-dependent intracellular transport. Gene Ontology annotation, molecular function: microtubule binding; calmodulin binding. The record is from RefSeq and is a predicted model, not a curated record. The transcript is spliced from 4 exons. Gene Ontology annotation, cellular component: axon; cis-Golgi network; dendrite. Lineage: Eukaryota; Metazoa; Chordata; Mammalia; Artiodactyla; Bovidae.